Diospyros lotus (date-plum) is the source of this 1936-nucleotide messenger RNA. Its product is annotated as E3 ubiquitin-protein ligase DA2L-like. The transcript is spliced from 9 exons. Bases 487 to 1761 code for a protein of 424 amino acids. The record is from RefSeq and is a predicted model, not a curated record. Lineage: Eukaryota; Viridiplantae; Streptophyta; Magnoliopsida; Ericales; Ebenaceae. Gene Ontology annotation, cellular component: cytoplasm.
CCUUUGCCUUUGCUUCCUCUCUCUAUCUCUCUCUUUAAAGUUUCCGUCGGAUCAGAGUCGCAGCGGCCGAAAGAAAACAAAGCCACCGAUUAGACAAACAAAAUCCCCAAACCGACGAAGAAGAAUACAUCAAUAUGUAUACACGCACGCAUAUAUAUAAUCUACCAUACACGCCUGCUUUGCUUCUUCAUUCACACAUUGCAUCCAACAGAUAGAUAUAUAUAUAUAUAGAGAGAGAGAGAGAGAGAGAGAUCGAAAGUUCUGUUCCUUUCGAUCGAUCUCCAUUUCUCUGCAGCUUCGCGAUUCUGUCCGGGUCCAAGCAGCUGCUCAAUCAGGAUGUCGCGAUGUGUUUCAUCCGCGGGGAGGAAUUUGUGGUUUUCGGAAGUGAAUUCGUGGUCGACGUGAAAAUUAGGGUUUUGGGGGCUUGACUGGCUGUGUUCGUUGGUGGUUGUUGCUGUUGUAGUGUUGGUGGUGGUUGGUAAUUGGAUGGGGAAUAAGUUGGGGAGGAGGCGACAAGUGGUGGACGAGAAGUACACGAGGCCGCAGGGGCUGUACCAGCACAAGGAUGUGGAUAUUAAGAAGCUGAGAAAGCUCAUACUUGACUCCAAGCUUGCUCCUUGCUACCCUGGAGAGGAAGACUGUGUCUACGAUCUCGAAGAGUGCCCUAUUUGCUUUCUGUAUUAUCCAAGUCUCAACCGCUCAAGAUGUUGCCUGAAAGGCAUUUGUACAGAGUGUUUUCUGCAGAUGAAGACUCCUAAUUCAACUCGUCCUACACAGUGCCCAUUCUGUAAAACCUCAAGUUAUGCCGUGGAGUAUCGAGGAGUAAAAACGAAGGAGGAAAAAGGGUUGGAGCAAAUUGAAGAGCAACGAGUUAUAGAAGCUAAAAUAAGAAUGCGGCAGCAGGAACUUCAGGCUGAAGAAGAGAGAAUGCAGAAAAGACAAGAAAUAACUUCAAGUAGAAUUGUGGAACCAGGGGAGGUUGGGUAUAGCACAGCAGCAGUACCAUCAUUCACGUCUUCUUUAGAAGGCGAUGAAAUUGUUUCUUCACAUGAACCAUGUCAAUCGAUGAGGCAACCUCUACGCCCCAGGCAGAACAGGGAUGAUGAGUUUGAGCUGGACCUCGAGGAUAUAAUGGUUAUGGAAGCCAUCUGGCUGUCCAUUCAGGAGAAUGGCAGACAUAGGAAUCCAACAUAUGGCGAUUCAGUUUCAUCCGAGCAGUACAUGACAGAAGACCGGUGUGAUUCGCUAGUCAUGCCCCAGAUGGUUGAAUCAUCAUCUUCACCAUCUGGAGGUCUGGCUUGUGCAAUUGCAGCCUUGGCCGAGCGUCAGCAAACAGAUGGGGAAUCCUCUACCAACUAUGGCAGCAAUAUGACGACGUUUAGCAUGCUCCCUGGCUGUAGCCGAUUCAACAGUAGGGGGGAGCAAGUGAUGGAGAGCUAUGUUGGAAGCUCUGCUAACAUUUUACCAGAUGACCAGCUGACAAUCCCCAGGGAUGACACAGAGUGGGGGCUAGAUCAUGAAUCGGAGGUGGCUGAAGUUGGGACCGCCAGUCAUGCGAGUUCUGAUACAGCCGCAGAAGAUGCUGGUGGUGGACUCACUACAUUGCCAUCUCAACAUGAAAUUGAGGGUGGUUUCCAAGCUGUUGGAGGACCGAUCGUUCCAGAGAGUUUUGAGGAGCAGAUGAUGUUGGCAAUGGCGGUUUCCUUGGCUGAGGCGCGGUCCAGGACCAAUGCUCCAGGAGUUAUGUGGCAAUGGUUGUAAGGUGAAGGUAAUUAAGGCUACCCCCCCCCGGGGGUCUCUCCCACAUAUACAGAUGUAAAAGGACCCGAGAUGAUUUUUAGUGAAUGGAAGGUUCCUGUUCAUUCUACUAAAAAUGAUUCCGAAGUUUCAUUCCACUAAAAAUGAUUCCAAAGUCUUAUUCUAGCAUAAUCUAGCU